Oreochromis niloticus (Nile tilapia) is the source of this 6537-nucleotide messenger RNA. RefSeq names its product centrosomal protein 295 (gene cep295). Lineage: Eukaryota; Metazoa; Chordata; Actinopteri; Cichliformes; Cichlidae. Bases 290 to 6130 code for a protein of 1946 amino acids. Gene Ontology annotation, biological process: regulation of centriole replication. The transcript is spliced from 29 exons. Gene Ontology annotation, cellular component: centrosome; cytosol; centriole. The record is from RefSeq and is a predicted model, not a curated record.
GCACAGAUACGGCGGGCAUUUUAAAUCACCGGAUGUGACGUUUAGGACAAAGAAAAAAACAAAAACGUCCGUUUUUUGGGGUUGGCAUGGAUUUCGGAUGAUAAACGAAACUUUAAGCGUCCUGCCUGGUAAUUGCUUGUAUAGUAAACGUUUCAAGUUUAAGUUGUCCUACGGAACCGUUAUGGCCGCGAACAAAGUGACGCUUGUAAACAUUAGCCGUCGCCGCUAACUGAACCGCAACCUGCUGUUUGCUUUUUGGGGGAAAUGUCCGCCAGCGAAGUGCUCGAAAAUGAAGAGAAAGGUGUCCAGAUUAAGACCGAGUCCCAACGAAGAGGCUCGGAUAAUACGAGAGGAGCAGGAAAGGAGGAGAAAGCUGCGGAUACAGCAGGUGCGGGAGCAGCACCGGUACAUUGCACAGCAGAUCCGCCAAGAUGUUCAGCAGAGGCGACAGUAUGAGCUGGAACAACUUGAACGGGAGCUGAGGAAGGAGUGGGAGCAACAGCAGAGGGAGAAGCUCCAGAAGCUGCAGAGGUUAUACCAGGAGAGUCUCCAGCUGCUCGGCCAGGGACACAGAAGUGCAAAAGAAAACGAACCCGACUUGGCAGCCAUAGCUCAGAGGGAGGAGGAGAAUCACGUCAAAGCAGAGGAGCGUUAUCGAGAAGCGCUGAAGGAGCUCAAAUCACAGAGGCUUAAAGACCACGAGAGGCAAAACCAAGUUGUGAAUGCCAGGAAGAAGGCAUUACUGGCAGAAAAGGAAAGAUCAGCAAAGGUGGCUAGCCUCCCACUGCCUCUUCCAAACCCUGUUCAGCAGAACAUCAGCCCCAAAAAGCCACGUUUCGUAAGGAGAUCGGAUGUGAGUGCCUUCGCUACCACACGUUACCACAUGGCCAAGAGUACAGUGGACAGAGAGGUGGACAUAAACCAGCCAAAUGCCCACGAGGAAGCUGAGCUACAUGCGAAAAGAAAGCAGGACUGGGAGACAGAGGAAAUGAGGAGGAGAGAAGAGCAGCUGGAGAAGGCUCAUCUCAGAGGGAGGCAGGCUCUGAGGAAGGAACAGCUCAUGCAGGAUCGUGAGCGUUUGUUGGUUGAACUGGAACACAUGCAGCAGACAGAUCUGCUGAGGAGGAGGCAGCAGGUGUCACAGAUGCCUCCCCAGAUCUUCCAGCCUCUCUAUAAGAGACAGGAAAUGAGGGAAGACUUCCAGAGGGAGAUGGAGUUUGCCUUUGAGGACAUGUACACUGGAGAGAGGAGGGUUAAAGGUGACCUGGUGGUCCAGCUGGCACCCGAGCCUCUUCCAGCCCACUCCACAACCAGCCAAGAUCAAGAGCUGGAUGUCACAGUGGAUGAAAUCACUACACCUGAAACAGAAAAAGCACAACAUGACACAGAGCAGGAACCUGGAAGCACUGAGCAGGAAACAUCAGCUGCAGUGGUUUCCCAGAAACCUGCUCCUCGACGGGCAUUGAAGAGGCUCCUGGAUCGUAUCAGGAGCCAAAGGAACCAGUGGAUUGACCACAGCAGUCGCAGCUCUGCUGCUGAUUCCCCAACCGUCAUCCGAGAUCAGAUCCCAGAGCGCGACAUGACGAUCGAAACAGGCUCUCUGAUCAGUGGAGGAAAAGACGAAUGGACUUCCACCGAGCCCCAGGGGGCUAAUGGCUCUGCACCAGCAUCGGAGAAAACGCCGCUGUCAACCUCAGCUUCAGAUACUCAGUUUCCUGCUGCUCUGGCCAAUAGAAUCCAAGAGUUUGAACAAGAGCGAAAAAAACGGGUACGGGAAGAGGAACUUGAAAGGGAGAAGCAACAGCAGAUGUUUUUGCUGCAGGAGCUGGAAGAGCAGAAGGCCAAGUUGGAGCAGAUGCUGCUUGAAGCUCAGCAGGAGAAAGAACGACUGAAGGCUGCUGUGACCCAGGAAGAAAGCAUUAAGCAACCAGAAGUGCCAGUCCAUGACCACGAUGUCAUUUCUAUCACCCCUAAUUUAGCCAAUGAGGUAGUUCCUCCUGCAGAUGAGGACGACCAUAGCAAAAGGAUCAGAGAAUACCAGCAGCGGUUGUUAGAACAAAACAGAAUCCACCAAAGAGUGAAAGUGGCUCGCCAGCGCCUGGAGGAAUACCAGCGAGCUCUACAGAUUCGUUACAACAUGACUGCUACUUCAUUACUACCUCCUGUUGUGCCUCCAGGACUUGCUCACCCACCUCCAAACAGUACACGGUGUGUACGUCAACCAGGUCAUGUGCAAGCUGUGCCGACUCCUCUCCACGCUCCUCUCCACGCUUCCUGGGCCCCUUUGCAGGCUCCUCUCCAUCCCCCUCUGCAGACUUCCCAUGCUCCUCUUGUGGCUCCUCUCCAGGCUCAUGCAGUUCCUGUGUAUAAUCAUGAAUUGCCACGAACCUCUGAGGAUGUUUCCACAGAAGAAUCUGACACAUUAACGUCACCUCCCAGCCUAUCUGGUUUUAGUCUGGCUUCCAAACCGCUGCCAGAUGAUGUUGAAUCCGACUCAGACAGUCUGAGAUACCAGAGACUAAAUGACACAUCUUGGCUGACUGACAGCAUAAUGGAGAAAGUAACAGAGCACCUUCCAGAGAGAAUGAGACCCCUGUCAGUCACCAAAGAGAAGCUGCCUUAUAAACGAUUCACAGAACAUCACUCUAGAAGCAUCCCAGUGCAGCCAUCCCCUGAACCCAUCAAAGGCAUGAGAUCGACCAUCGCAGAGGUUACAGCUCCACUUCCAGGUUAUGCUCUGGCUGAGGCACGGGCCUCUCAGAGCACUGGAUCCCUGAGUGUUGGAGAGGACAACACGGAGAGGCAAAGACAAGAGUUGCAGGAGGCCCAGAGGCGAGUACUAGAGCAGAAAGAGGCACUGAUGUUGCAGCAAAGGCAACGAGAAGAGGAGAGGCGGAGACAGGACUUGGAGAUGGUGCAGAUGAGGAGACAAAAGGAGACAUUGCAGGCUCUGAUUAAUACCGAUGCACAACCAGUUCCUCAGCCUGAUGGUGAAACGAUGGUUUCAGAGAACAUUAAUCAGAACCGCCUCCAGUUACUUGCAUCCCUGCUCAAGGCCAUAGAGGAGUCUAAUGGAGGAACUUUGUCACACCUAGAGGAGCCUCAGGGUCGCGACAGCUCCUCUGAACAACAUCCAUCCAACAGCAGUCAAACAGUUCAGAGUGAUGCUGCUGCCGGACCUGGUCCGGCAUCAGUCCUCCACUCAGGACACCUCCAUCCUCCACGAGCAGCAAAGCCCCCUGUGACACGCGUCAGGCUGGGCUUCUUGGAGAUGAUGACUGAACAGCACGAGCUCAGUGCUAUUCAAGAGGUGGAAACUCCAGUCGAUGCCAGCCAACUCACAGGCCCAGACAAUGGUGUGACAGUUCCUUCACACAUUGCACGCUGGGAUCAGCAGGAGGAGUCAGACUCAUCUAUGGCUUCUGACAGGACUCUGCAGACACCCUCAGAGUUCAGCAGUGGACAGGAGAUCUCUGAAAGAUUAACCAGCUCAGGGACAAGUUCAGGGAGAUCCAGCCUCUGGAGAGAGAGACUGCUACUGACAGAGGCAGGAGCAUCUCCAGAAUCCUCCACAUCUGAUUCAGUCCCAAGAAAAAAGUCCCCUCUUUCCUCAGACUCUGGGAGAGGAGCAGAUUCCUCUGGUCCUGCAGUGAUGAGCUGCAGAUCCCCCACAGAGUCUCCAAACAGGCCUCCUGGGUCUGACAGCUUCUCUUCUACUACCAUCUCCACCGGAAGCUACAUGACUACUGACCUAGAGCAGAAUGUAAACACCGGUGAGGAACAGCCAGAUAAAUCUCUCCUCCAUAAAUGCACUGAUCAACAAGAAGGUGGAGCAGAUUUACAACACAUCUCCUCUCUGUCUGGUGAGAGCUUCUGUUUUAAGGAAAACUCAGCGACUGGCCCUCCUGGUCUGUCUGUGGACUCGAUGUUCAGUGACAGCAGUAUCCAACAAAUUAUAGACAAAUAUACACGAGAACUUGACCUCUCCCUCAGCUCUGCUGGGAAAACAGACAGUGAAGGCUCACAUAUGGAAGAACACAGUGCUUCGGUCUCUCAGCAGUCUUUGUUUCGAGUCUUGGAGAGAAGAGGGGAGGAUGAAAGCUCUGCACGACGUCAGUCUCUUCUCUCAGACGCAACAGGAACGGAGACGAGAGGCCUGGAAGUGCACAAUCAAGUCGAUCCCAAAGUGGGCGAGUUCUCUGGUGGGGUCUCAUUACUGGUUGACGACCACGAGCAGGAUUCUUUCCGGCCUCUGAUUGGUCAGCUGGCAGACCGGUCAUCCUGCCUCGUUACCGAGCAGAGGGAUUCAGCCCUGGAGCAGCUGGUUGGUCAUCCGUCGGCUCACUCAUCAAUGCUUGGUCACUCUCUGGGCCAGCUGUUCUCCCCAAGUGUAGGUCAAGAUGGAUGGGAUUCCACACUGAGUCGGAUGAUUGGUCGGCUCUCCCAUCAGUCCAGCUCUCACUGGUUGAGCGGCGGGCGAGACUUUUAUGCAGGUCAUAUGAUGGGUCGGAUGGAGACGCAGCAGUCGACCUUGUGGUUAGAUGAAGCUCCCGAUGAGAGCCAGAUGAGACCCCUGGUAGGAGAGCUGGACGAGUCUGCAGAACAGCACAGUGGAAGUUCAGGUAAAAGAAAUCGUGUGACUCUUGGUGUCUCAGCUGACAUCCGGGUCCCACCAUAUCCAGCGCUGCCUCCUGAGGCCUCAUCACACAGUGCCUCUGUCCCAGCUAUGAGCCCACAUCCACAGGAUCAGACACAGCAGAAUCAAACCAGUUCAACAGACAUGGACUCGGGCAGAGCUGAAGAGUUUGCAGGUUCAGAUUCAUUCCACCCCCUUUUGGCAGAGGUCACCCAAAAUGAAACAGCAGACCUCUCCAUCACCUUUCACCAGCCUGAGCACAGCGUGCACAAUUUUCCUGACGGGCAUCCAGCCAGCAGGGAACAUAGUGUUACUACACCUGUAGAGGUCAAUUCGCACUCUGAUCUUUCUUCUGUGGAGUCCGAGCCAUCACCAGAGCGCCUUCGAACGGAGGAGCCAAACCGCUGCCCCACAGCUUCCUCCACCUUACAUGAAUCCUUCUCCCAGCUCAUUACCACCCAGUGCCAUCCCCAGGAGUCUGUUCUGAUAGUAUCUCCCACCGUGAGGGCAGAUGUUGAGCAAACAGCUGAGAUUCUGUCAAAUUUAUCCAUGUGUGAUGAUACACCUGCUUUGGGUGUGUCACGGGCAGAGGAAAGGCUUGGAGGCGCGGAUUCAAUCAGUGCUGAAGAGAUCAAGUCUGGUCACGGUCCAAACCUGAGGAAUGCUUCUCCUGUCUCUGAUAAGAUACUGGAAGCAGCCAAACAGAAGGGGAUCCUGGAGCAGUCUGAGAUCACACUGGUGAGCCUGAGGGACUCUACACUGCAGGACCAGGAGUCCACCAGCUCAGAGGAAGAGGGAGCAUGGGUAAUCGAGAAUCCAGAUGGAAGGGGUGAGGAAGGGCAGAAAGGCCAAGUGAUGGAGGGUGCAGAAUCUACGUUGAUACCUGAGGAGACUCCAGAGUACGACAGCCAAACGCAUCCAGUGACAGUCCUAGAGUUUCAGUGGGGUCCGUGCAGAGACCAGCCAGAUGUCAACCAGCAGAAACUUGUAGCUCUGCUUCAGAGAUCCAACCACAGGGUGAAGGAAAUCACGGCCAAAGCUGCUCUUGCUAAAACUCAACGUGAGCUCCAAGUGCUACCAGAGGGCAGUGAGCAAGCUAAAGCGAACACAUGUCAACCAGUCGCCUGUAACACAAAAACUAAAGUAGAACUUCUACACAAGGCCAGUACAAAGUCAAAGGGAGGACAGGGCCCACAACAAAUGGAGAAAUCUGGUUUCAUCAAGCACCAGAAACCCCCCCAGCUUCUUCCACCAGAGAGUGAUUCCGAACAGAACAGACUGGAUGACAUGAAGAUCUGCACGCUGGAGCAAAGGAGACGUAAUCUUUCCAAGAUGCACCAGAGAACUCAAAGGCUGUAUGAGCAGCUGGAGGAGGUGAAGCAUCGGAAGGCCUUGAAGAGUCGACAGGAAGAUUAUGCAAAAAACAGACUGAAAGCUAAGGAGUUCCACAAGAAAACCUUACAGAAGCUUCGUGCCAAGCAGACCCAACAGUGAUCGACUUUGAUUGUGUCAUAGUUUACUUUGAAAAUGUUAAUUUAUAGUUUUAUCAAUAAAGCAUUUUAAGUUAUUUGCACUCAAACUGAAUCAGAAAUUUUUUUGUGUUAUCAGAUAAAAUGAUGCAAAGUAAAAAUAUUUUGGCAAAUAACAGGACUGAAUAUUUGAAAUCACUUUCACACGAGUCUCUUUAAUAAGGAAACAUUCAGGAGGUCAUUUACAGAUGAACAAAAUGUUUCUCAGCUCAUGGAUUAAACAUGUAAGGUCAGUUAAGAUUUGCCUUAGUUAAAUAUUAUCCAUAUCUGAUAUUAGAGCAGGAGAAAUAUGAACCUGAAUGAAUUUUUAAACACAUAAUGACAUUAAAAUACUGUCUAGUGUGGAUACAGAUCUCCAGCUAGUAAAUGUAA